Molecule: messenger RNA, 2162 nt
Organism: Carcharodon carcharias (great white shark)
Lineage: Eukaryota; Metazoa; Chordata; Chondrichthyes; Lamniformes; Lamnidae
Product: 1-aminocyclopropane-1-carboxylate synthase-like protein 1
Exons: 14
Coding region: 111-1559 (482 amino acids)
Biological process (GO): amino acid metabolic process; biosynthetic process
Molecular function (GO): transaminase activity; pyridoxal phosphate binding
Source: RefSeq, a predicted model, not a curated record
GCGUUUGCGCAGUCGUUACUGGCAGGCGGUUCCUUCAGUUGCUUAGUGGAGUCAUUAGUGAUUAAUCGGUUUAUUUGGAUGUAUUUUUUGAGGCCGUGUCUAUUACUGUGAUGGCCGCCGACUGUUAUGUCUCUCGCGGAGGGGCGCGGAUUGGCCGUUACCAAGGGAUACUGAGUAAAGCAUUCACCAUGUAUGGCAAAGACCCGUUCGACGAGCGGAGCAACCCUCAGGGUGUUCUGAAUUUGGGAACAAGUGAGAACAAACUUUGUUUUGACUUGAUAGAAGAGUGGUUUAACAGACUUAAUGGUGGAAGCAACAUUGCACCUCACUUGUUACAGUAUUCCAAUGUUCAAGGCAUUGAGAGUUUCAGAGAAGAAAUUGCCAAAUUUCUCACUGAGUAUGCCAGAGCUUCAAAAGCAUUGAAUCCAGAGCACAUUGUGGUUAUGAAUGGAUGUUGUUCCAUCUUUGCUGCACUCUCUAUGGUUUUAUUUGACCCUGGAGAUGGCUACCUGAUUCCAACUCCAUAUUUUGGUGGUGUGCACCCAGAUAUGUGGCUGUAUGGAGAAGUGCAAGCUGUGCAUGUACCUUUGGAUAGUAAGAUGUUAGAAGGUGAAAGCUUUCCCUUUCAGCUAACAGUGAAAAAACUUGAAGCAGCUUUGCAGAAAGCAAAGGUGCAGGGCAUCAGAGUCAGAGCUUUAAUCUUGAUCAACCCUCACAAUCCGUUAGGGGACAUUUACCCUGAACAGUUACUGAAAUACUGUCUAGAGUUUGCACACAGACACAAAUUGCAUGUGAUAAUGGAUGAAAUUUACAUGCUCUCAGUGUAUGAUGACUUUGACUUCAGCAGCAUUCUUAGCUUGAAUCCACCAGACCCAGAAAAAAUACACUUUAUGUGGGGAUUUAGUAAGGACUUUACCAUGUGUGGGAUUCGGGUUGCAGUUUUGCAUUCAAGGAGCAGAGAGAUCCGUUCUGCUCUUAAUCAACUGGCCAGUUUCCAUGGAUGUCCAGGUCCAAUUCAGUUCAUUCUUAGUCAGCUAAUUGCUGAUAGAGAGUGGAUAGAAAAAACAUUUCUGUCAACAAGCCGAAGACGUCUGAAAGAAGCACACCAUAUUAUCGUUGAUGGUUUAGCUGCUCUUGGGAUUCCAGUUCUUCGAAGCUCAGCAGGAUUAUUUGUUUGGGCAGAUUUUAGAAAAUUCCUGAGAACUCAGACUUCAGAAGCUGAGAUGGAACUCUGGUGGAAACUCAUCGCUGGAAAACUCUACAUAAAUCCUGGCAUAGCUUUUGACUGUUGCGAGCCUGGGUGGUUUAGACUGGUGUUUUCAGACUCUGCUGAUAGGAUACGUUUGGGGAUUCAGAGGCUGAAGAUGGUAUUACAAUCUUAUGCAUCAGAAGCAAUUCCUUUGAAUGUACUGAAAGAGGUGGCUCCAUCUGUGGAUUCUGUCGAGAUAAAUUCAAACAACGAUUUUUCAGACAAUACAGUACAGUUGUUACAAAGAACAUCAGCAGCACAAAGGAAGACAAUGGUUAAUAUGACCACUUUCUCUUCUGCAACAAGUUAAGGGAUUGCCUACGUGCAUUUAGUUAAUUAUAUGUGCAGCUAAUAGUUUAGAAGCAAGCACAUGUGCUUUCUUGACGUGAAAGAAAAGCUUUUGCAAAAGAGUAGUUCAAGAUUUUUUUCCCUUCCCUAACUGAACAAUUAGAGUAAUAUUUGCUUAGGAUCUGUGCAGGUAGAAUGGAAUAUGUGCUAAGUUAUUGAUCGGAACCAUAUCAUCAUGAAUGGCAUUAAAUGCAAAUACUAUUAUUGUGUAUUUACAAUUAUGUAUUUUCCCAUCAGCAUUGUUGUUACAUCAGUAUCACUAUUUUCAACUGGUAAAUGCCAGUGUUAAAAUAACAUUUAUAAGACAAUACACCCAGUGUCACUGAUGUAAACAGUGAAACUGAGUUGGGUUUGAUUUAUUUGUAAGUUUGGAAAGAAACAGUGGUUUAGAGAUUUGAAGAUGUUUUGCUUUGCCUUCUUUGUGAAAUUUACACUUUUCACCUUUUUCUCCCUAGUCUUGAACCUGUGGCCUGUGCAGCAGGGAUAUGUAAAUAAAGUAAAUUAAAAAUAAGCAGAACCUGCUGUUCAGCAUUGUGAUCUUCUAUUAAAUCAUUUGUAUUUUAAA